Molecule: messenger RNA, 3186 nt
Organism: Emys orbicularis (European pond turtle)
Lineage: Eukaryota; Metazoa; Chordata; Testudines; Emydidae
Gene: ZMIZ1
Product: zinc finger MIZ-type containing 1
Biological process (GO): regulation of transcription by RNA polymerase II; protein sumoylation
Cellular component (GO): chromatin
Molecular function (GO): zinc ion binding; SUMO ligase activity
Source: RefSeq, a predicted model, not a curated record
AUGAAUUCUAUGGACAGGCACAUACAGCAGACCAAUGACCGGCUGCAGUGCAUAAAACAGCACUUACAGAAUCCUGCAAACUUCCAUAAUGCAGCUACAGAGCUCCUGGAUUGGUGUGGAGACCCGAGAGCUUUCCAGAGACCUUUUGAGCAGAGUCUGAUGGGCUGUUUGACGGUUGUUAGUCGAGUGGCAGCACAGCAAGGAUUUGACUUGGAUCUUGGAUACAGGCUACUGGCCGUAUGUGCAGCCAACAGGGACAAAUUCACUCCAAAAUCAGCUGCACUGCUUUCGUCGUGGUGUGAGGAGUUGGGACGGCUCUUGCUGCUUCGUCACCAGAAAAGCCGGCAAAACGAUCCUCCUGGGAAGCUACCCAUGCAACCCCCCAUGAACUCUAUGAGCUCCAUGAAACCCACACUCUCUCAUAGUGAUGGGUCUUUCCCCUAUGACUCUGUUCCUUGGCAGCAAAACACCAACCAACCACCAGGUUCUUUAUCAGUGGUCACUACAGUAUGGGGUGUGACUAAUACCUCCCAAAGCCAGGUGCUGGGAAACCCAAUGGCAAAUGCCAAUAACCCUAUGAACCCAGCAGGAAACCCCAUGGCUUCUGGGAUGACUACCAGCAAUCCUGGCAUUAAUUCCCCUCAGUUUGCUGGGCAGCAGCAGCAGUUUUCAGCCAAGGCAGGCUCCGCUCAACCUUAUAUGCAGCAGGGCAUGUACGGGAGACCCAACUAUCCCGGAAGUGGAGGCUUUGGCGGGAGUUACCCUGGUGGCCCAAAUACUCCUGCGGGAAUGGGGAUCCCUCCACACACGAGGCCGCCUGCAGAUUUCACUCAGCCGGCUGCAGCUGCCGCCGCAGCUGCAGUGGCAGCCGCAGCUGCCACAGCAACAGCUACAGCUACAGCCACUGUAGCAGCCCUUCAGGAAACCCAGAACAAGGACAUGAACCAGUACGGACCGAUGGGUCCGACUCAGGCUUACAAUAGCCAGUUCAUGAAUCAACCUGGCCCUCGCGGCCCUGCUUCUAUGCCAGGCAGCAUGAACCCAGCGAGCAUGGGAGCCGGAAUGACAGCUUCCAGCAUGAGUGGGCCGCCUAUGGGUAUGAGCCAGCCGAGGCCCCCUGGGAUAAGCCCCUUCAGCAGCCAUGGGCAGAGGAUGCCACAGCAAGCUUACCCAGGCCCACGCCCCCAGUCUUUGCCUAUACAGGGCAUGAAGAGACCGUACCCAGGAGAGCCAAAUUAUGGAAACCAGCAGUAUGGACCAAAUAGCCAGUUUCCUACCCAGCCUGGUCAGUAUCCAACUCCCAACCCUCCAAGACCUCUUACAUCUCCCAAUUACCCUGGACAGAGGAUGCCUACCCAGCAAAACACGGGGCAGUACCCUCCUCCGACAGUCAACAUGGGACAAUAUUACAAGCCAGAGCAGUUUAAGGAACAAAAUAGCCUUUUGGGAGUGACCCAUGGCUAUUUACAAGGGAAUCUUAGUUUGCCAUCAAGGCCUGUACCUGUGACAAAUUACCCUCACUCACCAGUUCCAGGAAACCCCACACCACCCAUGACUCCAGGGAGCAGUAUUCCACCAUACCUGUCACCUAACCAGGAUGUCAAACCACCAUUCCCACCUGACAUUAAGCCAAAUAUCAAUGCUUUACCGCCACCUCCAACCAACCACAACGAUGAGCUGCGUCUGACAUUCCCUGUGAGAGAUGGGGUGGUGUUGGAGCCCUUUCGGCUGGAGCACAACCUGGCGGUCAGUAACCAUGUCUUUCACCUGCGGCCAACCGUCCAUCAGACGCUGAUGUGGAGGUCUGACUUGGAGCUGCAGUUCAAGUGCUACCACCAUGAAGACAGACAAAUGAACACAAACUGGCCAGCAUCGGUCCAGGUCAGCGUUAAUGCAACCCCUCUUACCAUUGAACGUGGCGACAACAAGACAUCUCAUAAACCUCUGCACCUAAAGCACGUCUGUCAGCCGGGAAGAAACACAAUUCAAAUUACAGUAACAGCAUGUUGUUGUUCACACUUGUUCGUGUUGCAGUUAGUCCACCGGCCAUCAGUUCGUUCUGUGCUUCAAGGCUUGCUAAAGAAACGUCUUCUCCCAGCAGAACAUUGUAUCACUAAGAUCAAGAGGAACUUCAGCAGUGUGGCAGCCUCCUCUGGCAAUGCAACACUAAAUGGUGAGGAUGGAGUGGAGCAGACAGCUAUUAAAGUGUCUCUGAAAUGUCCAAUCACAUUCCGGCGAAUCCAGCUCCCAGCGAGAGGCCAUGAUUGCAAGCAUGUACAAUGCUUUGAUCUGGAAUCUUACUUGCAACUGAACUGUGAACGAGGAACUUGGAGGUGUCCUGUAUGCAAUAAAACUGCUCUACUGGAGGGCUUGGAGGUCGACCAGUAUAUGUGGGGUAUUCUGAAUGCUAUACAAAACUCUGAGUUUGAAGAAGUUACAAUCGACCCAACGUGCAGUUGGAGGCCAGUCCCUAUAAAGUCAGAUAUUCACAUCAAAGAUGAUCCAGAUGGCAUUCCUUCCAAGAGAUUUAAAACCAUGAGUCCCAGCCAGAUGAUCAUGCCAAAUGUGAUGGAGAUGAUUGCAGCUUUGGGUCCCGGCCCAUCACCUUACCCAUCCCUUCCACCUCCACCAGGGGGCAAUAACUCCACUGAGUAUGGUAACCAAGGCAACAGUUACCAAGGUCAUGGCAAUUUUGAUUUCCCUCAUGGGAAUCCUGGUGGAACUUCUAUGAAUGACUUCAUGCACGGGCCACAGCUGUCUCACCCUCCAGACAUGCCAAGCAGUAUGGCAGCUCUUGACAAACCCCUCAGUCACCCCAUGCAAGAAUCAAUCCCUCAUCCUGGCAGCACUGAUCAAUCCCAUAGUUCCAUGCAGCAAGGUUUGCACGUACCUCACCCCAGCAGCCAGUCAGGGCAGCCAUUACAUCACAGUGGUCCUCCUACCCAGCAGUCCCGGCAGCCACCACAGGCCGCUUCUAGCAACCAUCCACACAGUGACCUGACUUUUAACCCCUCCUCAGCCUUAGAAGGUCAGGCUGGUGGACAGGGAGCAUCUGACAUGCCGGAGCCCUCACUGGAUCUGCUUCCAGAACUCACAAAUCCAGAUGAGCUGCUUUCGUACCUGGAUCCUCCCGACUUGCCAAGCAAUAGCAAUGAUGACCUUCUCUCUCUCUUUGAGAACAACUGA